Molecule: messenger RNA, 1377 nt
Organism: Lachancea nothofagi CBS 11611
Lineage: Eukaryota; Fungi; Ascomycota; Saccharomycetes; Saccharomycetales; Saccharomycetaceae
Source: the annotation of a GenBank genome assembly
AUGCUUCGCAGUUUGGUAAAUCGAACUCAGCUCGUAAGAAGGUUGGCCACCAGCCUGCCAACUACAAAAACCUCGAUUUUGCCUAAUGGGCUGACAGUGGCUACGGAAAUGAUUCCUAAUACUUCCAGCGCCACUGUAGGUAUAUUCGUGGAUGCAGGAUCCCGUGCGGAAGAUAUUAAAAACAACGGAACCGCGCAUUUUUUGGAACAUUUGGCCUUUAAAGGCACCAAGAACCGGACCCAGGUUGGGAUCGAGCUCGAAAUAGAAAAUAUUGGAUCUCACCUAAACGCAUACACUUCAAGAGAGAAUACCGUCUACUACGCCAAAACUCUGACUCAGAAUAUUUCUAAUGCAGUGGAUGUCCUGAGUGAUAUUUUGACCAGGUCUGUGCUCGAUAAGACUGCUAUUGAACGAGAAAGGGACGUCAUCAUCCGUGAAAGUGAAGAAGUGGACAAGAUGUACGAUGAGGUUGUCUUUGACCACCUACACGCCAUUACUUACAAAGGCCAGCCAUUAGGGCGCACCAUUUUGGGUCCUAUUGAAAACAUCAAGACCAUUCAGCAAAGUGAUUUAAGGGAAUACAUAUCCACGAAUUACAAAGGUGACAGAAUGGUUCUCGCCGGUGCAGGAGCUGUCGAUCAUGACGAGCUUGUGAAGUACGCCUCACAAUACUUUGGUCACAUUCCUAAAUCGCAAUCCCCAGUUCCGCUAGGUUCUCCUAGAGGUCCUUUGCCCGUGUUUUAUGGAAACGAAUUAAAAAUUCAGGAAGACACACUACCCACAACCCACAUCGCUUUAUCAGUAGAAGGUGUUUCCUGGUCUGCACCGGAUUAUUUCACGGCCCUUGCUACUCAGGCCAUCGUUGGAAACUGGGAUAGAGCUCUAGGAACGGGUACAAAUUCGCCUUCGCCCUUAGCUGUUGCAGCCUCAAAUAAUGGCACAUUGGCAAACUCAUACAUGUCCUUCUCCACUUCGUAUGCUGAUUCUGGGCUCUGGGGCAUGUACAUUGUAACGGACUCUAGAGAACACAACGUAAAGCUCAUUAUAGAAGAGGUACUAAAAGAUUGGCAAAGAAUUAAAACCGGAAACAUUACAGAUGAGGAGGUAAAGCGUGCUAAGGCACAAUUAAAAGCAUCACUACUAUUGUCUCUAGAUGGUUCGACAGCAAUCGUCGAAGACAUUGGUAGGCAGAUAGUUACCACUGGUAAACGAUUGUCUCCUGAACAAGUUUUUGAGCAGGUCGAUCGCAUUACGAAGGAUGACAUCAUCACUUGGGCCAAUUACAGACUCAAAGAAAAGCCUAUCUCCAUCGUUGCAAUGGGUAACACCAAAACUGUUCCAGCUUUGAGCCAAAUAGAAAAGGGAUUGAAUGCGUAA